UUCAGUUCAUUCAUCUGUCGAUCUGUCGUUCAUGUGAUCGUACAUUAUCGUAUUUUCAUUAGUACUGAAUUUCAUAACAAAUAUAGUGAAUAUUAAUAAUUAACGAAAUGAACCAGCCUUCAAAUAUUUUGGCCUGGUAAAUCAGAUCUCUCUGUUUUUCACAAGAUAAUACAAUGUGAAGAUUUCUCCUGCAAAUUACUCGAAAAUGAAGGAUAUAAAGUGUGUUUUUAUUUUUAUGCUUAUGUGUGGAUUCGUCUUUACUGGCGAUGAAAAAGUGAAUAAUACGGUGAACAGUGCUACGAAUAACGCAGUAUCUUCUGUUAGUACGACAACAGCGACGACAGUCAAAGUUACAGAAGGCUUAAAAUCAAAUCAAGACCAGUUUUCCUCACCAAAUCCAGUACCUGUUACUACACCUAGUAAUAAUGUUACUGUUAAGAAUGCAUCAAUUUCCACUAGUACCACUAAGAAAAUGGAACCAACAGUUUCUUCUACUAUGCCCAGUGUUCCUAUUGUAAACAACCAAACUAAUAUUAGCUCUACAACUGCAUCGGCAGAUCCUGUGUUACCUGAUAAGGGUUCUGCAGAAGAUGAACAUAAUAGUUCUAUGGCAAUAUUCUUUGUACUCUGUGUAUUAGCACUGGGUAUUUUGCUUAUUCAUCUCAUGUUACAAACAGGGUUCCAAUAUAUACCAGAAAGUAUUGUCAUCGUAUUCCUAGGAGCACUUAUCGGAUUAGCUAUGAGUGCAUUAUCAAAUAGAAAUAUCAGCAACUGGAGGAAAGAAGAAGCAUUUUCACCAACAGCCUUUUUCCUCAUUCUGUUACCACCAAUUAUUUUUGAAUCUGGAUAUAAUUUGCACAAGGGAAACUUCUUUCAAAAUAUUGGAUCGAUAUUAGUGUUUGCUAUAUUUGGAACAACCAUUUCCGCUUUUAUAAUUGGAUGUGGAAUUUAUUUUCUUGGAUUAGCAGAUGUAGUUUACAAAUUAGGUUUUGUGGAAUCUUUUGCCUUUGGAUCAUUAAUAUCUGCAGUAGAUCCAGUUGCAACUGUGGCAAUUUUCCAUGCUCUGAAUGUGGAUCCUGUACUGAACAUGUUAGUGUUUGGGGAGAGUAUUUUGAAUGAUGCAAUUGCCAUUGUUUUAACAACUGCUGCUCUUGAAUCAAAUAAUCCAACAAUGUCAGCGGGAGAAGCAUUAGUUAUGGGAAUUCAGUCGUUUUGUCUGAUGUUUUUUGCAUCGGCUGGUAUUGGUGUUGUCUGCGCCCUAGUCAGUGCUCUACUUUUGAAACAUGUAGAUCUAAGAAAGAAUCCGUCCUUGGAGUUUGCUAUGAUGUUAGUAUUUACAUAUGCCCCUUAUGUGCUUGCUGAAGGUAUUCACCUUUCUGGUAUAAUGGCAAUAUUAUUCUGCGGAAUAGUUAUGUCUCAUUACACUCACUUCAACCUGUCAACUGUGACUCAAAUAACGAUGCAACAAACACUGAGAACUUUAUCAUUCAUCGCCGAAACUUGUGUGUUUGCUUACCUUGGACUAGCAUUGUUCAGUUUUAAGCACAGAGCAGAGCCUGCUCUUGUUGUUUGGAGCUUGGUGUUAUGUCUUCUUGGUAGAGCUUGCAACAUCUUCCCACUAGCGUACUUGGUAAAUAAAUUCCGGGAACAUCAGAUAACGAAGAAGAUGAUGUUUAUAAUGUGGUUCAGCGGUUUGAGGGGAGCCAUUUCGUACGCUUUGUCGCUCCAUCUGAAUUUCAGCGAUGAAACUAGACAUGUCAUCAUAACAACCACUUUGAUAAUCGUUCUGGUUACUACCCUCGUCUUUGGAGGCGCCACCAUGCCACUUUUGAAAUUCAUGCAGGCGACCAAGAAUCCCUCCAGGCGUCUGAGGAAAAAGAAGAAGGACAGAGAGGUGAUUCUAAGUAAGACGAGGGAGUGGGGAAAAACCAUAGACUCUGAGCAUUUGUCGGAGACCACGGAAGGUGAAGCUGAAGUAUCAUUCGUAUCUGAUAGAAUAAAAGGGUUCGUGAAGUAUGACAUUAAGUACUUCAUUCCAUUCUUCACCAGGAGAUUCACACAACAGGAACUCAAAGAUUGUAAAAGCCAAAUGACCGACCUCACAAACCAAUGGUAUCAAGCUAUACGCAUCUCGCCAGACCAAUCAGAUGAAGAACAGGCCAACACUCCUAGAUCCAGUAUUUCAAGCAUUAUACGCUAAAUAUAAAUUAUUUUAACCUUUAACUCCCCACUUCAUAUUUUUGAAGAUAUAUUGAAGAAAUCAACCUGUAUAUUGUUGAGAAGAUAAUAUGAAGCACAAAAUUGUCAACAAAAAAGUGUAAGUUUAUUAAAGAAUUUAUUUUUAAUUUGAACUGAAUAAUUGGCUGUUACUCCAAAAAUAGGUAUGUGCAUAAUUUUACGUUUAAAACAAGAAUCGAAUGCUUAACUGAUGAAAAGUUUGGAGCGGUUGGAAUUUAUAAAAUUGGGUCCUUUGUAUUUCAAGAGUUUUUCGUAUUUAGACUGAUCAAUCAACAUAAAAUUACUCAUGAUUAAAGCGUUUCUCGUUUGAGAAAUCCCUGAUUGAACUCAAUGAAGAUAUUGCAAAUCAAAAUUUUACUGAGUUCACAUAGAAGAUAUUUUGCCAUGUGCCAAAACUACAUAUACAGUCAAUAUCGAAUAUUCAAAGGAAUGCUUGCAAAACUAAUAUGUUGUUAUGUCUUCAUGAGUGUUUUUGACUUCAUUUGGGAUUUUUCGUUGCUAAAAUAAUAAUGUUGAUUUUAUGAAGACUUUAAUCAUCAGUAUUAAUACUAAUCUAGAGACCAUUUUUUCACAUUAGGAUUCUGGGACGAUAAUUGGAGUUAUUCAUAUAGUGAAAUAAUGAUUUGGAACUACAUAUUAUUUGUGUUUGGAUCAAGAUCCUGAUGCUUCUUAAUUUAGUUAUACAAAUGUAAAACUUGCAUAUUUCGACUGUUCACAUUCAAAGUUUUGCUUUCAUUAGUAUGCAAUAUUUCAAUUUGAUAAUGCAAAAUCAACUUGUUUUGAACACGUUUUCUGAAGAUUCAAAGGAAAUCAAUCGUAGUUCAUAUAUAGUCACUAUAAUAUAUUUUUUGUUAACUAAAUUAUGACUUUUCGAGUUUGACUCUUAAAGAAAUAAAUUAUGAAAUGUAGUUUCUUUGUAAAUAAAGUUGUUCAUUUUAUUUCAAAUUUAGUUGGUACUUAGUGUAAAUAAAUAAUCAAUUUGCUUAAAGUGCUCGUGAUGAAAUAUUUUAUUUGUGUGAUAACACUGUGAUUUAGUUUCAGUUACGAUAAAUUCCUAGCUGUAAAUCUGUUAUAAAAAUAAAAUGUAUGAAUUGAA
Coccinella septempunctata (seven-spotted ladybird) is the source of this 3334-nucleotide messenger RNA. It is a transcript of the gene Nhe1, whose product is annotated as sodium/hydrogen exchanger 8. Gene Ontology annotation, cellular component: membrane; Golgi apparatus. Gene Ontology annotation, molecular function: sodium:proton antiporter activity. Gene Ontology annotation, biological process: regulation of pH; sodium ion transport; proton transmembrane transport. The transcript has 3 exons. NCBI's taxonomy places the organism in Eukaryota, Metazoa, Arthropoda, Insecta, Coleoptera, Coccinellidae. The coding region runs from base 206 to 2200 and encodes 664 amino acids. The record is from RefSeq and is a predicted model, not a curated record.